GGGUUGAGAAUGCCUUUUCAGUAAACGAUGAGUUGAAGAUUCCUCCAAAAUAAUUUUCAUGCACAACUGUUUGCAUUAGCAAACAGUGGGAGGAAAACUCUAGGAGGGGCAUGAAGUUAUAGGCAGAAGUUAAUGGAAAGCUGAGGAAUAUUGUAGAUUUGCAGUCGUCAGAGUCUCCAUGGGUUGUCUUUUUUAUGAGUGUCUGUGUGCCCGCGUGAAUGGGUGAAGGUGCUCUGGAGGCCAGCAGAGGGCGUCCGGAUCCCUGGAACCGAGCCACCCGAUGUGGGGGCUGGGAAUGAGAAACUCCAGUUCGCUGCUAGAAAACCAACUACAGUGGUGAGGGGCUGCUGUGGCUGUCAGGAUGGCAGAGGAGCAGGAGUUUGCCCAGCUGUGCAAGUUGCCAACACAACCAUCCCAGUCAAACUGUGUGAACAAUACCUAUCGAAGCACACAGCACUCCCAGGCCCUGCUCCGGGGCCUGCUUGCUUUGCGAGACAGUGGGAUCCUCUUUGACGUUGUCCUGGUGGUAGAGGGGAGGCACAUUGAGGCUCAUCGAAUUCUGCUGGCUGCAUCAUGUGAUUAUUUCAGAGGAAUGUUUGCUGGGGGAUUGAAGGAGAUGGAGCAGGAAGAGGUCCUGAUCCAUGGUGUGUCUUACAAUGCCAUGUGCCAAAUCCUGCAUUUCAUAUACACUUCUGAACUAGAGCUCAGCCUGAGCAAUGUGCAGGAGACCCUGGUUGCUGCCUGCCAACUUCAGAUCCCAGAAAUUAUCCACUUCUGCUGUGACUUCCUCAUGUCAUGGGUAGAUGAGGAGAACAUCCUCGAUGUCUACCGCCUGGCAGAGCUCUUUGACCUGAACCGUCUGACCCAGCAGCUGGACACCUACAUCCUCAAAAAUUUCGUGGCCUUCUCGAGAACUGACAAGUACCGCCAGCUUCCCUUGGAGAAGGUCUACUCCCUCCUCAGCAGCAAUCGCCUGGAGGUUUCUUGUGAGACUGAGGUGUAUGAAGGGGCCCUGCUCUACCAUUACUCCCUGGAGCAGGUGCAGGCUGACCAGAUCUCACUGCAUGAGCCCCCCAAGCUCCUAGAGACAGUGCGUUUUCCCUUGAUGGAAGCUGAGGUCCUUCAGCGGCUACAUGACAAGCUUGGCCCUAGCCCACUGAGGGACACAGUGGCCAGUGCCCUUAUGUACCACCGGAAUGAGAGCCUGCAGCCCAGCCUUCAGGGCCCACAGACAGAGCUUCGCUCAGACUUCCAGUGUGUUGUGGGCUUUGGAGGCAUUCACUCCACACCAUCUACAAUCCUCAGUGACCAGGCCAAGUACCUGAAUCCCCUGCUGGGAGAGUGGAAACACUUCACUGCCUCUCUGGCUCCUCGAAUGUCCAACCAAGGCAUCGCGGUGCUCAACAACUUCGUGUACUUGAUUGGAGGGGACAAUAAUGUCCAAGGAUUCCGAGCUGAGUCCCGAUGCUGGAGGUAUGACCCGAGGCACAAUCGCUGGUUCCAGAUCCAGUCCUUGCAGCAGGAACACGCAGAUUUGUGUGUGUGUGUCGUGGGCAAGUACAUCUAUGCUGUGGCCGGCCGUGACUACCACAAUGACCUGAGUGCCGUGGAGCGCUAUGAUCCUGCUACCAACUCCUGGGACUAUGUGGCCCCACUCAAGAGGGAGGUGUAUGCCCAUGCAGGCACCACACUGCAGGGAAAGAUGUACAUUACCUGUGGUCGCAGAGGAGAGGACUACCUGAAGGAGACACACUGCUACGACCCAGGAAGCAAUACCUGGCAUACUCUGGCUGAUGGGCCUGUGCGACGUGCCUGGCAUGGCAUGGCUGCCCUCCUCGACAAGCUGUUUGUGAUUGGAGGCAGCAACAAUGAUGCUGGCUACAGGAGGGAUGUGCACCAGGUGGCUUGCUACAGCUGCACAUCUCGGCAGUGGUCAACAGUUUGCCCACUCCCAGCUGGGCAUGGCGAGCCUGGUAUUGCUGUACUAGACAACAGGAUAUAUGUGCUGGGUGGCCGCUCCCACAACCGAGGCAGCCGCACAGGCUACGUGCACAUCUAUGACAUGGAGAAAGACUGCUGGGAAGAGGGACCCCAGCUGAACAAUUCCAUCUCAGGCCUUGCAGCCUGCGUGCUCACCCUUCCCCGCUCCCUGCUCUGUGAGCCACCCCGAGGGACCCCCAACCGUAGCCAGGCAGAUGCAGAUUUCGCCUCUGAAGUAAUGAGUGUGUCCGACUGGGAGGAGUUUGACAACUCUAGUGAGGACUAGGGCUCUCAUGCCUUGUUUUUGGGAGGGGAUAACAGGUGGUGAUGGCCAUAGGGUCUGGGUUAGAAUACCAGGCUCUGGGGUAGGGCCCUUCCCAAGCCUUCCUGGUUCACCAGCUGCCCUUUCCACUGUUUCUUCAACCAGCCUGCUGCCAGCAUUUGCAAACUCUGUGGCUGUGAAUUAUAUUACAAAGAAAAGUGCUCUGGAAAGGCUGGCUAUCCUCUGAGGGAGUAAUCAGGCCCAUCCUCUGAAUUCUGAAGGGCUGCUGUCUUGUUUGGCCUCUUCUUCCCCUUAGUCUGUUCCCUGAUGGGUUAAGUAAGGUCCCUUCUGCAAGAGGUCCUGGGUCUAGCAGUCAUAGCUGUGGUCAGAGCUCAUGACUCCUUUCUGUGAACCACAUGAUCUAGUGAGCAGCUCCAGCUGCCUGCAGCUAGGCCUUGAGCAGCUGGGGAACUCUUAAGGUACAGAGGAUACUGUGUACCUGGAACUGGUCCUAAGGAUGAAGAGAUGCCCCAUAGCUGUGUGUUUCUGACCCAGUAUUGUUGAAAAAAAAAUGAAAUAAAACAUUAUGC
Messenger RNA from Microtus ochrogaster (prairie vole), 2832 nucleotides. RefSeq names its product kelch like family member 22 (gene Klhl22). Gene Ontology annotation, biological process: cell division; proteasome-mediated ubiquitin-dependent protein catabolic process; protein monoubiquitination. NCBI's taxonomy places the organism in Eukaryota, Metazoa, Chordata, Mammalia, Rodentia, Cricetidae. The record is from RefSeq and is a predicted model, not a curated record. Gene Ontology annotation, cellular component: Cul3-RING ubiquitin ligase complex; nucleus; polar microtubule. Gene Ontology annotation, molecular function: protein binding.